GUCUCUCUCUCACUUAUCCUACCUUCAUUAUCCACCUAUGCCCACACCCACCACCCUCAAGGACAUCCCGCGCGCGAGUCAGGGCGCUGGACGCCAUGCAGCAACCACCUUCGCGCGGGUAGUCCGGAAGGUGGUGGUGGAGCUCAAGACCGUGCGACUCUUCAAGCUUCUCCUCGAGUUGCGUAAGAAGCAGCAGGGAGCCAAGCUCGCGCUGCUCAUCGGCAUCAAGUACCAGGGCUGGGACAAGCCAGCAAGAUUGCGGAACACUCAGGCGGACGUAAGGAGGAUGCGGCAGCUUCUGAUCGACAAGUUCGGCUUCGAGGAUGAGAACGUGAUCGUCAUGCUCGACGGCAAGAACGCCGAUCCGCACGGCGAACCUACCCGGGCUAACAUUCUGCGGGAGAUUCGGCGUCUGGCGGGAAGGGCUCAGCCUGGCGACACUCUCUUCCUGCACUACGCAGGACAUGGCUCGCAGCUCCCGCGGCGCUUUGAGGACGGAAACGAGCGCGGAGGACACGACCAAUACAUCGUUCCCUGUGAUGCCCUUCAUCCCGAGGAUAAGGACAAAAUCAUUAGGGACGACGUUCUUUACCGUCUCCUUCCCGAUUCCUUACCUGCGCGGUGUAAACUCAUCGCGAUAAUGGACUGUUGCCAUUCAGGCACGUCCCUAGAUCUCUUUCAUGAUAAAUGCAACUGCUUCCACGGCGUGGCAGCGUGCAUUCGACGGGUCCUACGACGAGGUCGCGAAGAGCUUGCCGCCAUGGUGUCCCCUGAGAUCAUAGUGGAGAAGGGUAGCCCGGUGAUGGAGUACAAAGUCGUCACUGCCGCACUUAAAAACUCCAUCCUCGGCGAGCCUAAACCUUGCAGUGGCUUAUGCAUGCGCUCGCGUAUGUCGGGGUCCACGGCGAUCUGCAUCAGCGCAUGCCAAGAUGCUGAGAGCACCUUCGAGGCAGCCGGAAUGUCGUUUACCACGGCCAUCAUCUCUGUGCUCGAUGAGAAUUCCAAAGUAUCCUUCCGGAAGCUCGGCUCUAAAGCCCAGUCGGUCAUCGACAAGGAGCGCAAGAGGCUCAAUCGAGAGGCAGAGCAACAGCGCGUGGAGCGCUAUAUGGAGCACCGCGCUAGCAGCGACGGUUCUAUUCACGCUGCGUUCCGUCAUCAAACGAAGCGAUGGGACCAACAGGCGUGGUCCCCCAAAGUCGAGAAGCCCGGCAUCUCGUUCUUCGGCCGGUUUCGCCAUCCCAGCGAGUUGCAGCGGCAGACGCUGCAGAUCUCGAGCAGCUCGCCCUUGAAUAUGGGUGGGAAUUUUCCGCUAUGAUUGGCUUCGAUGAUCUUCGUUAUUCUGCUCCUUGGACACCUUCCAUACGAUUUCCUUUUCCAAACCGUUCUCAUUUUGCACGCACCAGUAUACACCAGCUUAUAUAUCACACAUACAAGCUCACGAUGCCCUUUAUCAUUAUUUGUAUCAUAGAAAAUUCCGUCACGACGUAUAUUGUACUACUAUAAGGCUGCGCCACGGAUUAUACUCGUCCGCAACUGGUUUUGUGCGCCG
Schizophyllum commune H4-8 is the source of this 1549-nucleotide messenger RNA. RefSeq lists its product as uncharacterized. The coding region runs from base 38 to 1315 and encodes 425 amino acids. NCBI's taxonomy places the organism in Eukaryota, Fungi, Basidiomycota, Agaricomycetes, Agaricales, Schizophyllaceae. Gene Ontology annotation, biological process: proteolysis. The transcript has 16 exons. Gene Ontology annotation, molecular function: cysteine-type endopeptidase activity. The record is from RefSeq and is a predicted model, not a curated record.